Messenger RNA from Colletotrichum abscissum, 1362 nucleotides. RefSeq names its product initiation factor 2 subunit family protein. Gene Ontology annotation, cellular component: eukaryotic translation initiation factor 2B complex. NCBI's taxonomy places the organism in Eukaryota, Fungi, Ascomycota, Sordariomycetes, Glomerellales, Glomerellaceae. Gene Ontology annotation, molecular function: translation initiation factor activity; guanyl-nucleotide exchange factor activity. Gene Ontology annotation, biological process: translational initiation. The coding region runs from base 1 to 1362 and encodes 453 amino acids. The transcript has 3 exons. The record is from RefSeq and is a predicted model, not a curated record.
AUGGCUACCGUGAAGCCCAGCACGGGGGACCUCGAACGGUACCUCAAAACCCUGAAGGGUAAGCCUUUGGAAGCAUCAAUUGACAGUCUCAUCUCUCUCCUGAAAAGACGACAGAUCCAGGGCUCCGAGCUCUGCGCUGUCGCGACCGCACAUAUUCUCCUUCAGGUUGUGGCCAAGUCGAAAUGGAACGACGUCGACUCGUUGCUGGAGAAGGUGCAGCAGAUCGGAUUGCGCCUCAUCGCCGCACAGCCCAAGGAAUUGGUCGUUGGCAACAUCGUUAGACGCGUGUUGAGCCUGAUCCGAGACGAGGCUGCCGAGGACCGAAAUGAGGACUUUAGUGAGACUGCCACAGAAGUUGGAGGAACCCCGACGACAGCAGUGCCAGACCCCUCCAAGCUGGAGCACCAAUGGCCCCCCUCUACAUAUACCAAGCAGGAUGCCGGUUCAGACUACAUCACGAGCGGCCCAAGACCCGUUCGCCCCGGCUUCCUCACGUCCGCGAGCUCUUUCCACGUCUCAAAGUCUCUCUUUUCCCUUCUCGAGGCGUCACCCCCAGUGGACACUGCUGGCAUCAUGGCCGGAUCGCCGUUUGGCAAGGACUCUGGCGCUUCAACACCCCUUCGUGGACUGUCGACUAGGGUACACGCUCUGAGAUCAGAAGUCUGCGAGGGUAUCGAGGAGCUCAAGGACGAGAUCGGCCAGGUGGACGACCAGAUUGCAGGAGCUGCGGAUGUUCAGAUUCACCCCGGAGACUAUGUGUUGGUGCACCAGCCUUCAGCCACGGUCCAGAAGUUCAUCCUACGCGCUGCAACAAGAAGAAAGUUCACCCUGUUCAUCGCUGCCGGAACGGCUGCCUGCUCCGGUGGGGAGCCGCCAUAUGCAUCUUUCAGGAAGAAGCUUGCAGCAGCGGGCAUCAGUGCGAUCAACAUCCUCAACAGCGGUCUGAUGGCCUACAUGCCCCGGAUUAACAAGGUGAUUCUGGGAGCAAGAGCCGUCCUGGCCAACGGCGGCAUCCUGACAGAUGCAGGCGCUGGUGUGAUUGCACGCGCAGCCAAGGAGCAGGGCAACCCGGUGAUUAUCCUCAGCGGUGUCUACAAGCUCUGCCCAGAGAGCUACUUUGACGAAGAGAGCCUCGUAGAAUGGGGAAGCUCUAUGGGCCAUGUAAGCUUCGCAGACGGAGCCAUGGUCAACGGUGUCGACGUUCGCAGCGCAGUUAGUGAAUUUGUGCCUCCCGAACUGCUCGACACCUACAUUACCAAUCUUGGCGCACACUCGCGGAACCAUCUGUCCACUAUCAUCGCGGAUCACUACAAGCCAGAGGAUGUUGAUUUCCAUCUCUGGAGCACAGAGGCUGACCGAUGA